Messenger RNA from Ustilaginoidea virens, 411 nucleotides. RefSeq lists its product as uncharacterized. Bases 1 to 411 code for a protein of 136 amino acids. NCBI's taxonomy places the organism in Eukaryota, Fungi, Ascomycota, Sordariomycetes, Hypocreales, Clavicipitaceae. The record is from RefSeq and is a predicted model, not a curated record. The transcript has 3 exons.
AUGCCUCCCAAGACCAAGAAGUAUCACGCCGUUGUCAGGGGCCGUAUCGACACCCCGACUAUUUAUUCAUCCUGGGCGGAAGCUCAUCCCAAAGUGACUGGGCUUAGUGGCGCCAUCUUCAAAGGUUUCUUGACGAUUGAAGCAGCACGGAGAUACAUGAAGGAGCGUGGGGUGGCGAACCCCAGCGAGGUCAUCAAGGAUGGAGCCGGCAGUAAGGCACCGGUGGGAGAUGACCCCUGUUUUUAUGCCAUUGCCAAUGGAAAACAUCCUGGUGUAUAUACCGAUUACCACAAGGCGGUUGACUACUUUUUCGGCAACUGUUAUCAACUUUUUGGCACUAGAGACGAAGCUGAGGCUUUCAUCACAAAGACUGGGAAAACUCCUACGCCGAUGUGUGCCGACUGGAGAUAA